UGCAAGCUGGGAUGCCUGCGAGCGUCGAAGGCCCUGGGCGUGCCCCCCCGUAUCCAAGAAAGCUGUUAGCCAGCGUCGCGAUUCCUCACUCGCGAUCACACGAACCGCAUACGGGCUGUGCCCUCGUAUCGAAGAGAUUGUUAGCCAGCGCCGCGAUCACACGAUCGGCAGGACAGGCAUUGGAAGCGUCGACGUGAGCUGGCGAAUCCGACCCUAUCGAGCGCGGAAAGCGUCGCGCGAAUACCCCCACGGAUUCUUCCACCUGCAAUCCGCCUUUCUAUCUCAGGCCCUCCGCAAUCCGUCUCUCUAUCGCAGGCCCUCCGCAGUAAAACCCAGACAUGAGCGUGGAUAGAACAAAUCAGGUGGACUAAAACUUUUUGUUCUAUCCACACCUGUUCUAUCGUCCACCUCGUCUGUUCCACCUCUCGCUCAAUCCCUUGCCUCCACGGCACGACCGUUUUCCGCCCUCUGCCUCCGCUUCCUCUGCCUCCGCUUCCUCUGCCUCCGCUUCCUCUCCUCCGCCGCUUUCCGUGUUCUGCCUCUCCUCCGUGCGCUCGUCGCUUCUCUCCCAAUCCUUGCUCUGCCGAUCAGCUGGGGGGAGCCCAAUCCGCGAUAGCUAGCCCAUGGCAGCACGGUCUUGUUCCUCAAGAGAAGGCAGAUCGGAGGAGCGGCAGGAGGAGACGGUCAGCCACGUGGAUCGCGCGCACGUCAGCCGCCAGGCGUGCCUCCUCGCCGUCGUCCACGUCCAGCUGCACCUGCUGCAAGGCCCGCCGCCAAUCACGCGCCGCCAGAUGGACGCCGCUUCCCGGCUGUUGACGCGCAGGGAGCUCUGUGACGUCAUCAACGAGCGGGCGGCAGCAGGGCUGUGUGGUAGCCCGCAGUGUACACGCACUGUGGAUGUAACUCUACGGCAGAUUUUCAAUGUAGUGUCGAGCUCAAGCAAGUUCUACAGCGAGGGGUGUGAAGAGCGGUGCAAGGUGGUGAUUCUGUGCUUCCCCUGGGAGCAGGGCGGAGGGGAGGGCAGAGGGGGAGGGUGUUGGAGCAGGGAUGAGCUGACCGCCGUUGUCACAGCGGUCACCACGGCUGAUGCUGAUGCUGCAGGCGCUGGCAGUGGCGAUGCUGCCACAGGUGAAGCAGGUUCGGCUGCGUCAGGUUCGGCUGGUGUGAGUGAAAAAAGCGGCAGUGGCACAGGAGGGGAGGGAAGGGCGCAUGCAGGGGAGGUGGAGGCUUCUGCUCUCGUGUCUUCACGGCUGCAGUCUGCUGCUGCUCGCCUGUGGGCUGCCAGCAUGGCAGGGGUCAGUGGAGUGGCAGGGGAGGAAGGAAGUGGAGGGGCAGCGGUGACAGGAGGAUUCCUGGGUUUGGUGCUCAUGGCAGGGGGUGGGGGAGAGCCAGGGGCGGAGGGCAUGGAAGAGGAUGGGGAUGGGCAUGGGGACGGGGAUGGGGAUGGGGAUGGGGAGGAGUGGCGGAGCGAGAAGGUAGAGACCCUCAGGGGAGCGCGAGGCACACGGGAGGGCAGGAGAAGGCCGUGGGGUGCAGGCUCGCAUGAUGCACCUCUUGUUGGCAGCGCGGCUGCAGCUGCUUGCGUGCUGGAACGAGGUAUAGCAGGUGAAGGUUCUAAGCGGGCGUGCAGUGGAGCGACAGCAGCGCUCCGGGACAACAUAGCGGGCUGUAGAGGGCGCAGCAUCGCAGCGGGCCGCAGCAGCGGUGGCGACACUCGCAGGACGGGCAUCGAGGCAGGCAGUGGACGCGUCUGUGUCGCAGGGCAAGGCGCGGGGUUGUGCAGCGGGGAAGUAAGCACGUGCCGUCGCAGCGUCAGUGCUGCGUUUUGGGAGGCGCUGCUGUGCGAGAGGGGGGAGGAGAGAAGAAAUGGAAGCAGCACCUGUGUUGGGGGUCAUGGCGAUGCCCCGCCUGGGUGCGUGGUGGCACUUGGGGACGAAGCCUGCAGCGAGAGGGGCGGCACGGGCGAGGAGGAGGAGGAGCUGGAGCAUGAUGAGAUGCCAGAGCAGGCAGCGGGGCGAGCAGAGGGGGAGGCAGUGGGGGGCGAUGUAGGGCGACUGGGAGGCAUUAAUGAGGCGUUAGGAGUGGAGGCGGUGUGGCACAAGCUCAUGGUGAAGCGGCUGCACAAAGCAGCCUCCAAAUCCAAGGUCCUCUUGGAGGGCCUCCCAUCCGCGACCAGCCACUCGCGCAUGCCGCUUGCCCCUUUCUCCCCGCCCGCCUGUCUGCCUUCCUCGCCCUCCACACCCUCCUCUCGCCUCCACUAUCCACCUCAGCGCAGCGCCUCCCUGCCCCUCGCUUCCUCCUUCUCCUCCCCCUCUCGCUCCUCCCCCUCUCGUUCUUCUUCCUCUCGCUCCUCCCCCUCUCGCUCCUCCCCCUCUCGCUCCUCCCCCUCUCGCUCCUCCUCCUCUCGCUCCUCUCCCUCUGCCUCCUUCUGCGUCCCUUCCCCACCACCUCACUCGCGCUUUUCCGCAUUCAAGCAGGCAACCAUCCCCACCACGCCAAGCCGUUUCUCCUCUGCACAAUCUGCUGACCCCGUUCUCUCAUCCGCCUCCUCUCCCCUCACUCGCCCGCGUCGCCUGUCUCUCUCGGAGGCUUGCUCCAGAGAGGGUGGGCUCCACAGUGGCGCCAGGGCUGCUGUCAACAGCUCUCCUGCUCCUGCCAUGCCUUGUGCCGCCGCUGCACUGGCAGCAGCCGGUGGACCAGCAGCAGCUUCAGCAGGCAGCGACGCAGCUAUGAGCAGCACCACUCCACACGCGCUCCACCCUCGCUCCGCCGCUCCUCACUCUCUCACCCCGCGCUUCCCCAGUCCGCGGGGUGUCCUUCGCCCAGCCCUGCGCACAAGCCCGCGUUACACGCAAGGAAGCCGUGGUGAGGAGUGGGCUCUGCGGCGCAGCGUGUUGUGGGCGGACGCGCAGGGCAGGGCACUGGUGGAGGAGCUGGAGUCGGUCGGGCGCGCAUAGAGCACGCACUGUGGUGGACAACAGUGCAGUAGCCAGCGCGCACUGUGUGUCGCAGGGGCAUCGUGUAUGGGCAUGCCGCAUGACACCGUACCCACAUUCAUGGACAUGCUUUCUUGCUGCAGCAUGGGAGACAUGGAGCCGAGGAAGCUCAUGACUCGCGACUCCUGAUGCCCGCCAGCCACUCACCCUUUUUGUGCCGCCCAGGCAUUGCUCCACCCAGCUUGGCCGGCAUUGUUGGUCAAUGCUGGUGGGGAUGGCGUCGUUCAUAGAACAGAACAGAGGGUUCCAUUUCCAUACUAGUCCAUUCCGUUCCUCCUGUACAGACUAGCACGGCCUCUCACUCCACCACAGCCACCUGUUUUUGUGCCACGCCACGGCAUUCGUCCAUCCAGGUGGCCUGGAAUCACAACUUUCGCACCAGGAUUGCUCUGUGGACUUGUCAUUCUCCUGGUGACAUGUGAUCUGUCCACUGUACGUGCAAAUUAGGUACUACCCAUAAUAACCCACCCCACGGCGUUGUCUGCUGCACUGCAGCACGAACGAGCACAAGCUUCAUGCACCAUGGUGCAUUCAUGGGUGAGCAUGGUGUCCAAACCUGGCGCAAGCAAUGCUGCAUCCAUGGUCAUCUGUUCUCAUUCACAUUGGCGGCGACCCACACCAGUCAAGAGUAGCUCCCGUUCUCAUGUGCCUUUGUUCAAGGUUGGCUGCAUUGGCUUGCUCACAUA
Closterium sp. NIES-67 is the source of this 3682-nucleotide messenger RNA. NCBI's taxonomy places the organism in Eukaryota, Viridiplantae, Streptophyta, Zygnematophyceae, Desmidiales, Closteriaceae. The record is from the annotation of a GenBank genome assembly.